CCAAGAUUUGCCAACCCACGUCUUAUACCCGUUGGGGGCGAAGCUAUAAACUGGUCUAGAACGAUUAUCACACACGUAUGAUAACCAUCCCAUAAGCACUAACCGCACCAUGCAGUCAUCACCAGUCCCCGUACCGACAACCCAGCGGGCGAUUGUCCAAGGUUCAGCAGGCCAGCCCACAAUAGCAGAAAACAUACCCAUACCAACCCUGCGUCCGGGCACCCUCCUGAUCAAGACGGUCGCUGUGGCGCUCAACCCCAGCGACAACAAGAUGGGCGCCGCCUUCCCGUGCCCGGGCGCAGUCAUCGGCAUGGACUUCGCGGGCCAAAUCGUCGACAUGAAGCCCGCGGAGGGCGCAGAGACGCCGGACCCAGACUUCCGCGUCGGGGAUAUGGUGUGCGGUGUGGUGCACGGCUCCAACCCCGGCGAUCCGACCACCGGCAGCCUCGCGGAGUACGUCCGGGCGCCGGCGGACCUGGUCCUCCGCGUCCCGGAGGGGUUUCCCCUGGAGCAGGCGGCGGCGCUGGGGACGCCGUUGUUGACUAGCUGUGUCGCGUUGUGGAGUUCGUUGGCGAUUACGGCGAUGCCUGAGAGCCCGCUUGCGAAGCCCGCUCCUGUGUUGGUGUAUGGCGGGAGUACGACGUGUGGGACGAUGGCUAUUCAGCUUUUGAAGACCAUAGGAUAUGACCCAGUCGCCACCUGCUCAUCCCGUAAUUUCGACAUGGUCAAGUCGUACGGCGCCAGCGCGGUCUUUGACUACACAUCUAAUGACCUUGGCCGCAAUAUCAAGACGCACACGGGUGGGCGACUACGCCAUGCCCUCGACUGCAUCGCCGACCAGGCGUCGACGACAUGCUGUUACGCCAGCCUAGGCCGACCCGGCGGCCGCUACGCCUAUCUCGAGUCCAGCCCGAAGGAAUGGAAGACACGGGAGGCUGUCAAACCGGAUUUUGCCUUAGCCUAUGAGGCUUUCGGACGGGAGGUCAAGUUAGAUGGAGAGUAUGGGCGGCCGGCAAGCCCGGCAAAACAUGAGAUGGCUGUGAAGGUUUUUAGGUCUUUUCAAAAGCUUCUCGAUGAAGGAAAGGUAAGAGCACAUCCGACGGAGGUGGUGGGCCACGGCUUUGAGAGUAUUAUAGAAGGACUCCGCAAGUUGAAGUCAGGGGCUGUGUCGGGGAAGAGACUAGUUGUUUGGAUUGAGUAGAGUCUUCAUGGAUGAAUGGAUAUAAGGCAUAAACGUUUUUGUCUUUCCAGAUAUCAUUCAGACUAUUAUAAAGAUUUUACAAGCAAGGUUUUUUGGAAACUUUUAUGAAUGUCAAAGAUCUUACAUAAACUGAAUGUUCAAUUUUUCUAUUAGUGUCAAGCUUAGAGCCCCUGAUUUCAUAUCAAUUCAUCCUUUCCUUACUCUGCCUUUCAUUCUCCACCUGAAGUACAUACACAAGUGAUGUCGCAGGUAAUGUGAUAUUUUAACGUACCUACCUAUCUUACAGUAUCAAAGAGCAAUACUCCCCUCAA
Annulohypoxylon truncatum is the source of this 1512-nucleotide messenger RNA. Its product is annotated as zinc-binding dehydrogenase. Gene Ontology annotation, molecular function: oxidoreductase activity, acting on NAD(P)H. Bases 110 to 1201 code for a protein of 363 amino acids. The transcript has 2 exons. The record is from RefSeq and is a predicted model, not a curated record. Lineage: Eukaryota; Fungi; Ascomycota; Sordariomycetes; Xylariales; Hypoxylaceae.